This is a messenger RNA of Magallana angulata, 3513 nucleotides long. RefSeq lists its product as uncharacterized. Bases 874 to 2802 code for a protein of 642 amino acids. Lineage: Eukaryota; Metazoa; Mollusca; Bivalvia; Ostreida; Ostreidae. The record is from RefSeq and is a predicted model, not a curated record. The transcript has 9 exons.
AGGAAUUAUUUUAAAAACUGUGUGUACUACUUCUCCUUUUUUUAAGUUAGACAAAAUGGGGAAAAGGUUUUUGAGUAAAAAGAUAAUUCUUUAAAAAUUCUGCAAUAGAUUUUCCAUCUAAAAUUGAACUAUAAUAUUUAUUUGGUUAUUUUGAACUUAAUUAUUUUUUAAAAAUGACCAUGUUAUAGACUUUGUUUAUAUGGAGCCACAUGCCAAAAUGCGGAGUGUCAUUAUUUUCCUUUAAUUUGUCAUGGAAAGUACUAUACAGACUCCAGGAAAAGUUAGGAACAUUUAUAUCAUUUCGAGGUCGAUUUAUGAAACAAAAACAACUAUUAUAGUUUGCUAACCGUUUCUUUUUUUGUUGAUUGAAUACUUUAAAACUUAAGCAUAUUGACAGUUUUACUUCAUUUUUAAUUCGAGUAUUAACGCGGAUCGGAAUGUGAGUGAUUUUGUAGAUCACUGGCUCAAACUGUGUUAAGAUUAGGCAACACCUGCACCAUAUUUCUGAUGGCAUUCGUGUUGACUGUGUGUGCAAUGUUUGCCAGUGACCAAGAGUGGUGGCUGUAUUUGCUACGGGCAUGAAGAACUACAAUACACCAUUUUCUUAAUAAGUUCAGAGAUUUUAACUUGGAGAUCGACUGAGUUAUCGAAGGAAUACGGAAUCAUUCUUUGAGUAUUAUGAGGUGAUAAUUUAGGUCGUACACAAAUCCAUUAAAGCCCUCAGCCCCUCGGACUUUAUUGGAUUUGACCACGCCCCGACCUGAAUUGUUACCUCAUAAUAAUGAAAAAAAUCCUUAUUAUGUAUAAAUCCAGAUUUUACAGCACGCCAAUUGCCAUAUACAUUUAUGUUGCCUUUCCUAUUGUUGUCGUGGUAUGUGGUCCUUUCGGAUUGUUGUCCUGUUGUGUACAGUGUUUGUGACCUCUGGAGUCACGUUUGAGUACCGGAUUCGAUGUCCUGAUACUGCAGAAAAAUGGCGAGAGAACUCGGAAAGCUAUAUUUGUGACGGCGACACCGUGUAUCAUUGUAUGCAAAACAGAGAGGGGCGUUAUGUGGUCUUCUGUGCCUCCAGCAUUUGGAUACAACCAGAUUACUGUCCUGAGUUUAACAGCCGGGCGUCUGCCAUUGAUGUGAUUCUGUGCCCAGGGGACCCAGAAAGAUGUCCAGAGACCGUGUACCUGUCAAAUGCAGUAUACCAAUUUCCAAGUUGCUAUCGACCAGAAAGCAGCUUCAGAAUAACUACACUUUUACCAGCAACCGCAAAAACAACAACUUGGAAUCCAACCUUGAGUACCAAUGUUUCACAAAUUCCAAGAGUACACAAUGAAAACGAUGGGUCCGUCAGAGGGAUGGUGGUAUCUAUCAUUAUAGGAGUCAUCGUUCCUUUUGCCGUUUUAGGUUUUCUUUGUUUCUGUUUUAAACAUAGAAAGAGAGAAACCAGCAAAGCUAUUCCAAAGUAUGAACUCAACAUGCAACCAUUAUUUAUAGAGGAGGAAACCUCUUUACUCAAAUCUGAGGACGACAGACAUACUGAGAAUCAAGAGAUUUUUAAAGUUGAUGAACAAACAAACAGUGAAAUUAAAGAUACUAUUGGAGAAAAAAAACCUGAAGAUUUAUUUUGCAAACCAAAAGACUAUAACAAAGUAGUUGAUACUAUAAAAAGUGACGGCGUUACACUGCUUAUUGGGAAAUCUGGAAGCGGCAAAACAACCAUGGCAAGCUUCUUAGCAAAGACCGAGUUCAAAGAAUACAAAACUACUUACAUGAAACCUAAAGAAACAAACGUUCCGAAAGUAAAUAAAGAAAAAACGCUCAUUCUAUGGGACGACUGCUUAGGUGUGUGGAAUACGACAAAUAGGACAGAUGACCGAGUGUUUGAGUCUUUGAUACGACUGAUUCAGUUAGUGAAAGAUAACUCUGAGAAGAUGAAGGCUAUUGUUUGUAUUGACAGUUCAUCCGUCGAUGAAAAUCAAUUAAACAAGUUAAAAGAUGAUGUAUUUUGUUCAGAUUUAGACAAAUCCUAUGAAUCACAAUUGGAAAAGGAACAUUUUAGAUAUUCUUUAAAUCUGAAAAUACCAGUUGUAAGAGUUUCUGCGGAUGUUGGUUUCCCCUUACUCGUCCAUUUAAUUAAAAUAGGAUUUUGCGCUCAAGAGGAGAGUUCUUCUUCAAGGCUUUUAGAGGAACCAGUCGCUUAUAUACGUGAUGACAUUGACAGUAUUUUAGUUAAACAGAGUGAAGAUUAUGUAACGUUAAUCUAUGCUAUCAGUAACAGUUCAACAAUUCAUUUGAAGAAAACUAAUAGAAAAUUAUUGUACAAAAUACAGAGAGAAUGUCAUGGGAUUUUACAUAGAAAGACUGGCGACACACAUCCAUCAAGCGAUUCAGAAGCGGAGGAAAACACAACUGAAGGGACUUGUGAAAAAGCUGAUCAUAAUAGGAAUAUAAACAAUGAUUCUACAGAAGGAAGUCGUGAGGAAGUUGGGUCUGAAGGAAGUGAAAACCUAAAACUAAAUAACAGAACAAGUUUUUUUGAUAAAAUACAAGUUAAAGGUACAGAAAAGGGUAACGUAACCAAACACAUGAAAAUUCAUAUUACUGACAACUUGCUGAGAUAUCUUGUUGUAAGUGAUGAAACAUCCGUAUACAAGUUUCGUCAUCGGUUCCUGGCCGAGUGUAUUCUGCGCUAUCACAUCGAACACGUAGGGAGAGAAACUGUACUGAUGGAGGGCCCCGAGGAAGUACGAACGGCUGUUGAACAUCUAUCAGAAAUAUAUCAGGAGCAAUCAAAUAAUACUUCAUGUUGAAUUGUUCUUAUUAAUUGUUGUAAUUGAUCAACGAAAUCUAAUAUAUGUUUUCACUUCACAUUAGUUAAGAUUAAUACCUGUGCCUUUUUUGUCCAUUAUAAGGUCAUUAUUUCUUAUUAGUAAAGAAGAAAAUGCAACAAUAUACUCAAAAGCAGUGUAAUUCAGAUGUGGAUUCUUAAGAAUUCCAAAGAACUUGUAGAAAAUUUAAAAUCCUAAAAAUUUACUACAACCAAUAGCAACAAAACAUAUGUCUUUUCUACACUUUAUACAACCAACCCUACGAUAAAUCAAAGUCCAGGCUUAAAAAAAAAUGGAUCACGUAAAUUUUUCUACCUUGUCAUCAGUCAUUUGCAAAACUAUUUUGCUAAAAACCAUUUGAAUCGUUCACAGCAGUACUCUCAAGUAGACAUGAAAAAGAUGCUUGAGUUUCUGAUAGACAACAUCUAUGUUGUUUUAUGGAAAUUAGAUCUUCCAAAAAUAUGUUGGAAUUCCCAUGGGUACCAACUGCGCCCCACUGUUAGCAGACCUAUUUUUGUAUGUAUAUGAAGCAGAAAUUAUUCAAAAACGUGUACGUGAAAAUAAUAAAUCACUCACUAUGGCAUUCAGCUCAACAUAUAGGUAUAUCGACGACUUAUUGUGAAUUAACAGUUGUUACUCUCCUACCUACGUAGAAUCGAUAUAUCCAAGUGAACUUGAAAUAAAAAAAAAUAC